AUGUUUACCUGUCGCCUGCCUUGGUGGAGAUCCCGUGCUACUUGCAAGCCGCGGCAGCCGGGUCACUUUCUGCCUCGCAUCUGGGAGAGAUGCCAACCGCCGAGUCGUAAAGGAAUCAACACGACCGCGAGGCAGGGGCAACAGGUCGGCGAGCAGGAGGAACAAGUAUUAGAAGAUCUGGAAAUGCCCCUUGCAAAGAGAGACACCGAGACCCUCUUCCAAGAGCAGCCCGAGACUGGGAACCAGCAUUUGGAAGAUGCUUUGCUUCGGAAUUACUUGAAAGCACACCUUCCUCCCAAGGUACUGGAGGAGGUGAAUCAGGAUCUGGAGAGAUUUGGAAACCGUCUGCUAACCAAGAUCAAACCUCUAGGAUGGGGAUGCAAGUUGAACCUCGCUGUGUUUCGGCAGCGUGAUGCCCGGGGGCAGCGGGUGCAUCACACUGUCACCUGCUCGGCCUGGAGGAGGAUGAAAGAGAUUGCGGCAGAAGAGGGGCUGAUUGCGGAGGCCUAUGAGAGAAGACACUCCAGCUGGAGCCGUUUGCAUCAGGCUGUCAAACUGUACUUAUUUUCAAGCUCCUCUGGAGGUUUCAACUGUGCACUGGCCAUGACUGAUGGGGCAGCCAAAGUCAUCGAGUCACUAGGUAUUCCUGGAUCUCUGAAAAACGCUUUUGACCAUCUGACAUCCCAUGACCCCCAGCAGUUCUGGGCCUCUGGCCAGUGGAUGACCGAGCGCAGGGGAGGCUCUGAUGUUGCUACCUGUUCUGAGACAGUGGCCAGAAAGCAGCCACAUGGUACAUAUCAUCUCUAUGGUUUUAAAUGGUUUACAUUGGCUGCUGAGUCUGAUGUGACGUCAACCCUAGCCAGGGUAGCGGAUGCUGAAGGACAAGUAAAACAGGGUUCCAGCGGCCUGCCCGUGUUCUUCCUGAAGGUUCGAGAUGAGGGGGGGAAGCUGAACAGCAUCCAAGUGCAACGGCUGAAAGACAAGUUGGGCACGCGGCAGAUGGCAAGAGCACAGCUAUGGCUAGAUGGAGCUAAAGCGGAACUAACCUCUGCAGAGGGUCAUGGAGUGGCCUCCAUCUCCAACGUGCUGAACAUAACUUGGAUCCACAACGUCAUUGGUGCGGUAGCUUCCAUGAGAAGGGUGAUCAGUCUGAGCAGGGAGUACGCCCGUAGCCGGGUUGCCUUUGGGAAGCUCCUCCAGGACCAUCCCCUACACAUGCAGACAAUAGCCUGGAUGGAGGUACAGAUGCGAGGGGCGUUUCUUCUGCUUAUGGAGAUCGUUCGUCUGCUUGGACUUGUAGAAACCAACACGGCAAGUGAGCAAGACCAGCUUCUCUUGAGACUGCUGAUACCAGUCGCCAAACUGUACACUGGGAAGCAGGCUUCUGCUGGUGUUGUUGAGACAAUGGAGAGUUUUGGAGGACAAGGUUACAUGGAGGAUACAGGCUUGCCAGUCGUAGUCCACGAUACUCUGGUGCCAUCCAUAUGGGAGGGAACAACAAAUAUCCUGUCACUUGAUGUCCUGCAGUCCCUCACCGAGAGUCAAGGACAAGCGAUGGCUGGGUUCUUCUCCACCGUGCAGGUCCUCAGUUUGCAGGAUUUGUGCCCAACGACAGGCUGCUUUGGAGAAAGCAGCGUUAGUACUUGGUACAGCGUAGCACUUUGUUCUCUGAAGGUCAGACCUCAGGAAAAAACUGGAGCUGGCUUCGAGCGCUGUGAAACUGGAACCCGCCGCGAAGCAAAUGCCAUCGGCAGUCUUGCGCAGUUCACGCAAGCAGCUGGCUCAAAGGGGGCAGCGACCGUGGAGCUAGCAGCAAGAGGCUUCUCCUACACCCUAGCAAGGAUCUAUGCAGGUACUCUUUUAAUUGAACAUGCAGCUUGGCCUGACGCUUCCUCCGCGGACAUCUCCGCUGCUCGAAGGUGGUGCAACCCGGAGCUGUGCCCUGUGGCCACGGCGUCAAGAGAACAGCAGCCACGAGGCCGAGGAAGCGCCGAUGGACGAGCGCGCUGGUGUAGGAGGGCCAGCCCCGCCUGCGGCAGCGGGCCGUCACUCACCAGGGGCAACUGGGAAGCCCAGCCCCCAGGGGAAACAGAAGGCAAAGACUUAAGUGAUCAAAUCCAGAUAGUGACUUGA
Gymnogyps californianus (California condor) is the source of this 2133-nucleotide messenger RNA. RefSeq names its product acyl-CoA dehydrogenase family member 11-like. Lineage: Eukaryota; Metazoa; Chordata; Aves; Accipitriformes; Cathartidae. Gene Ontology annotation, molecular function: oxidoreductase activity, acting on the CH-CH group of donors. The record is from RefSeq and is a predicted model, not a curated record.